AUGCGUCUCACCAGCUACAUUGCAUCUGCCCUCUUCGGCAUGGCCACCGUCGUAUGUGCCAUGCCGACCGGUUUAUCCGGCGCCGAUUGGGAAUCAGUCCUUGCCGCACGCGGUGCAGAAAACAUUCCUACAGCCUACGCCCGCGACUAUGACCACGAUGUACAACUGAUUGAAAAGCGCAAAGACCAGUUGUCAAGAGUGACUAUCAUUGAUAGGACCGGCAAAGGUAGGAGUAGGGGAGGCAAGAUGAGACAAGCAGAACAGGAUAUCUGGAAUGUGGCAGCUCAGAAGGCCGCCUCCGCCCAGGGUGCAAACAGCGUCACGAUUGUACAUCGCCCACACGACGGCGGAGAAACCGGCAGCCAAGACAUGGCAGAGCACAUCACCGUGAAAUUUCCUGGGAAGACUGGACUGGUUCACGUUUACGCGGAUGGCACUUUCAGCUCCGAGGCAAAUGCCGCACGUGGCAGAUCACGACAAGGGAUGUCUGCACCAGGCUCGCUAGCCGGGAGUCCAGCGGGAUCUCCGCCAGGCUCCCCUACCAGACGUCCAUCGGCCUCUGCGCCAGGCUCUCUAUCCGCAAGUCCAGCGGGAUCUCCGCCAGGCUCGCCAUCCAGAAGUUCAGCGGGGUCUACGGGGGGUUGGCCAUAUGGAAGUUCACCACCAACUGGUCGUCGUGUGAUUCCUGAUGAGGAAAUGUUUUAG
This is a messenger RNA of Pyricularia grisea, 705 nucleotides long. RefSeq lists its product as uncharacterized. Bases 1 to 705 code for a protein of 234 amino acids. The transcript has a single exon. NCBI's taxonomy places the organism in Eukaryota, Fungi, Ascomycota, Sordariomycetes, Magnaporthales, Pyriculariaceae. The record is from RefSeq and is a predicted model, not a curated record.